AAUAAAUAAAUGCAAAAGAAGAUUCCGGAGGCAGCCAAACUGAGAAAGAAAUCAUUGAGUGGGUCUCAAGAAGUUGAAAGCAAAAGAAAAGCAUUUAAUUUAUCCAGCUGUCAUUUUGAAUGGCUGUCCCUAUCUGGAAAAGUGACCGUUGGAAGCUUCAACGUUAAGCUGACCGUUGGAUGGGAAUUGGAGGAUAUUUAUACACCACACCUUACUUUUUUUUCUCUUCAGGCACAGAAUCUGAAGCCUUCAAGAAUAAGCCAACUUCCUUCUUCCCCUUUUCUCUCUGUAUUUAUAUAAAUCUCACACAAAUUCUUCCUUCCAUUCAACUCAAACAUGGGUUUGGUGGUGGUGAUCUCUCUGCCAUUGAUUCUCUUCUGCCUCCUACUCGGUUUCGGGUGUUACUUUAUCGGCAGAGCAAAAGGGAGACAAGACAUACGCACCAAUGCCCAGGUGUUCGGGGUGCCCACGCCGCCUCCCGGAAGCGCUGCUGCUCAUUCUCCGCCCCCGCCGCCUCUUUUCAAGCUUGAUAAUUCUGCCAACGUUUGAUUAGUAAUCAGAUCAAAGUUCAACUCUUCACUGUACUGCAAUUGUGUAAAUUCUGUACUAUCAGUUAAACUUCCAUACUCUAUGAAUCAUGUUUCAGUUUUUGUGUGUCCUACAAGUUUUUGUGCAUUCAAUCAAAUGAACUCACCUUGGAAGUA
Molecule: messenger RNA, 704 nt
Organism: Momordica charantia (bitter melon)
Lineage: Eukaryota; Viridiplantae; Streptophyta; Magnoliopsida; Cucurbitales; Cucurbitaceae
Source: RefSeq, a predicted model, not a curated record